AUGGCGUGGGUACCAUCCGAGUCUGCAGUGGAAGAGUUGAUGCCCCGGCUAUUGCCAGUGGAGCCCUGCGACUUGGCGGAAGGUUUCCACCCCUCGGUACCUCCGAGGAAGCCUCAGGAAUACCUGAGGCGUGUUCAGAUCGAAGCUGCUCAGUGUCCAGAUGUUGUGGUAGCUCAAAUUGACCCAAAGAAGUUGAAAAGAAAGCAAAGUGUGAAUGUUUCUCUUUCAGGAUGCCAACCUGCCCCUGAAGGUUAUUCCCCAACACUUAAGUGGCAACAGCAACAAGUAGCACAGUUUUCAACUGUUCGACAGAGUGUGAACAAACAUAGAAGUCACUGGAAAUCACAACAGUUAGACAGUAAUGUGACUAUGAUUGGUUUUCCUCCAUUGCUUAGUAUUGUUAGCAGAAUGAAUCAGGCAACAGUAACUAGUGUCUUGGAAUAUCUGAGUAACUGGUUUGGAGAAAGAGACUUUGCUCCAGAAUUGGGAAGAUGGCUUUAUGCCUUGUUGGCUUGCCUUGAAAAACCUUUAUUACCUGAGGCUCAUUCACUGAUUCGGCAGCUUGCAAGAAGGUGCUCUGAAGUGAGACUCUUAGUGGACAGUAAAGAUGACAAAAGAGUUCCUGCCUUGAAUUUAUUAAUCUGCUUGGUUAGCAGGUAUUUUGACCAACGUGAUUUAGCUGAUGAGCCAUCUUGAUGUAGCUGAUUUCUGAGGGAUAGAAGCUAUUUCUGCUGAAGGCAGCCUAAGUCUGAUGAAGUACAAUGCCAAUUCAAGUACAGGCUGUUAUCACUUCUUCAAAACUGUGUGAAAGGUCUUCAUUUUAACCUGUGCAACUCAAAUUGAUAAACAGAAUAUAGACUGAAUUGAUUUUCUGAAAUAUCUUUGGAAAAUCCCACUUGGUGUUUGAUGAACAAUUUGAAUAGUUUUCUGCAGUCACAUGAUUUAAAAUAAAUUGAGUGCCAGUUAUUGGUGAAGAUGCCUGUAUAGAAACUGUGUGAUGAAAUUUUAUAAAGGUCCCCGGUGCUAUUUCAUUGUUUGUUACAUGUCUUCAUAUAAAUUUUGUUGAAAAUGUG
Marmota flaviventris (yellow-bellied marmot) is the source of this 1073-nucleotide messenger RNA. Lineage: Eukaryota; Metazoa; Chordata; Mammalia; Rodentia; Sciuridae. The record is from RefSeq and is a predicted model, not a curated record.